AUGCUGUUCCAGAGUCUAUUCCAUCACCGUUCAUGCAGGAGCAGAGGAGCAGAGAGAAGGAGACGCAUCCAGCUGCCACCUCCUCCACCACAACAACUGCAGCAGCCUGUCCACAGGUUGCACCUCACAUUCCCUGCUGGUGGAGGAGUACAAGUGUGUGCAUGCCCCGGUGCAGAGGGCGUAGCAGGUCCUCGCAGAUGCCUGACUGUCACUGCAGCAAGGGCCAAACGAGGUCCACCCGGUACCUCCCAGAGUCUGCAGCGCAACAAGCUGGAGUUUGUCUUCACUACUUCAUUCAAGAGUCUACGCAAAGUCUCGCCGCGGCCUGAGCACACCCAGGAACCUCCCCCUCCUCCGCUUGGACUCAUCUCCUCCUCCCAAUGCAGCCCACUCUACACCUUCAAGUUUGCAGAGGGCCAAGAGCACAGUGCCAUUGCCACCGUGUAG
This is a messenger RNA of Knipowitschia caucasica, 447 nucleotides long. NCBI's taxonomy places the organism in Eukaryota, Metazoa, Chordata, Actinopteri, Gobiiformes, Gobiidae. The record is from the annotation of a GenBank genome assembly.